AUGUUGGCUAUAACUAUUGAAACUUGUAUAGUUUGUAAAUAAUAUAAAUACAAAGAUGAUAGAAUUUCUCUUAGUUAAGACAUUUAUGAAGGCAUAAAAAGUAUAAAAUAAUUUGGAUGGGAAGAACAUUUUAAAAAAAAAAUUGAUUAAAUAAGAAAAUUAGAACUAAAAUGUUUGCUACAAAUGUCCAUGUUCGAUAUUAUCUAGUUAGUAUUUUGGAAUGGUUUAAGCUAUUUUUUGCUAUUCUUUUUUUUAUAAUAAUCUUAUGAUUCAUAUUAGGAUAAAAGUAAAUUUUAGAAAAAUGUUAAUGUAUUUUCUAUUAUUGCAGUUUCCAAUUUUAUUAUUUAUCCUAUGGGAAUUAUACCAUUUUCUUUAAGUAUGGUUAUUAAAUCUUUUGUUUCUUUAAGAAGAAUUUAAAUUUUAAUGAAUUAGAAAGAAAUUUAGAAAGAAAACACUGAAGAAAAAGCACACGAAAGUAUUGAUAAUUUCCUUUGUAAGCCUAUAUUAUAUAAUGUUUAAAAUAUUGAUGAAGAUGAUGAUGAUGAGGAAAAUGAUGAAAGCAAAGAGAAUGAAAAUAAUUAUGAAGAUGAAGUAAAUUCUAAAAAUAAGAAAAAUAAUAAUUCUACUUUCGAAUUAAAAAUUAGUACUUUAACAAUCCAUUAAGGAACUUUAAAUGUAAUUAUAGGGUUAAUAGGAAGUGGCAAAAGUGCAUUAAUGAAUGCUAUUUUAAAUGAAAUGGAGUAAUAAAUAGAUAGGAAAUAAAAGAAAAUAUUUAAAAACACUAAUAAAAUAUUAGUAAAUGGAACAAUAAGUUACGUAUCGCAAAAUCAUUGGUUAUAAAAUAAAUCAGUGAAAGAAAAUAUCCUUUUUGGUAAAGAAUAUGAUGAAAAUUGGUAUAAAAAAUGUUUUGAGGCUUGUGAAUUGAAAUAAGAUUUUGAUUUAUAAUAUUAAGAAGACUAAAGAAAUGUGGGGCCAUAAGGUAAUAAUUUAAGUGGGGGAUAAAAAUAGAGAAUUUGCCUAUGUAGGGCUAUUUAUUAAGGUAAUGAUAUUUAUCUUUUAGAUGAUGUUUUUAGUAAUCUGGACUAUAGUGUAGCUUAGAAAAUAUAUGAAAAUGCUAUUUUAUAACUUUUAAUCAAAUAAAAAUAAAAGACAGUAAUUUUGAUAACUUCAUAAUAUGGUUUAUUGAAUAAAAAAGAGGAAAUAAGUAAGAUUAUUUAUGUGAAAAACGGAAAAAUAGAAAAAGAUAAUUAAAAAAUUAAAUAGUUUAUAAACGGAUAAUUAUAAAAGGAAAAUUUUCAAAAAACAAAAAUUAUUUCAAAUGAUGAUUAUAUGGAAUACGCGAGUUCUUUAAUUGAUUAUGAUUUAAAUAGUUAAGCAUAAACUGAAUAAUAAAUAAAAGACAAUUAGAUUAUUAUUAAGCUAAGUAAUAAUAAUGAAGAAAAAAGGGAAAAAGGAGAUGUAAAAUUAUCUACUAUUAUACUUUAUUUAUAAUCUAUGACUUUCAUUUUAGGAUUUCUAUAUUUUAUUUCAAGCUUUUUUAGUUAAGGUUCAAUGAUGUUAAUUGAUUUUUGGUUAAAGUAUUAUUUUUAGCCUAAAGAAGAUUAAAAAAAGAAUAAUUUUUCUUUUCAAAAUAUUAAUAAAUAUUUCAAAGGAGAUUUCAAAGAUUUGUUUUUGUCUUUUAUUUAUAUAUUUUUAGCUAUAACAUUUUUAAGAAGUUUUCUUUAUUGCAUUUGUAAUAUUUUAACUUCAAAAAAACUAUUUUGUAGACUUAAUAAAAGUAUUAUGUAUUCAAAAAUGAAGUUUUUUGAUUGUAAUCCUGUAGGAAGAAUCAUUAAUAGAGUUUCGGAUGAUAUUGUUAAUAUUGAUGAAUUAUUACCUGCUUCAGUUAAUAGAUUUACUAAAUUUUUAGCUAUUGUUGUAGGUUGGAAUUAUUAUAUAAUUAUAUUGGCUUAUAGCUUUUGUUUUAUAGCAAUUUUCGCAGUAAAUAGAUUAUAGAAACUUUUUAGAAUUUCAAAUAGAGAAAUUAAAAGAUUAAAUUCGGUAAAUGCAGGGAAAUUAUUAAAUAUAAUAAACGAAACUUGUAAAGGUUUAUCUAUAAUAAGAGCUUUUGGAAAAGAAGAUUUUAUUUUAAAAUAAUACAUAAGCUCACUAAAUGAAAAUAUAAAUAGCUUUUUGAUUUCUUAAGCAAUUUAAAUAUGGAUGUUGAUUAGACUUUAAUCUAUUAUGAAUGCUUUUUUUUUAGUAGUGGGAAUAUCAAGUAUUAUAGCAGUUUAUUAGAAGGAGUUUUUUUAAUUUUUAGGUAUUAAUAAUGCAGUUAUUUCUAUGUGUUUGACUUAUGUUUUGCUUUUGUCUGGAAAAUUUUCUGAUGUAAUAUUUUAAUUUUGUACUGUGGAAUAAUAGAUUAUUAGUGUAGAAAGAAUAGGGUAGUAUUUAUAAAACGAAUAGGAAAGUAUAACUACGCUUUUAAAAGAUUAAUAAUAAUAAGAUUAGUAAAUAUACGAAUUAAGUUAAAGCGAAAUCGAUUAAAACUAUUCUAUUAUAUUCAAAAAUGUUUGUUUUGCAUAUAACAAUAAUUUAGCAGAAAAUGGAUAAUAUGUGAUUUCGAACUUUUCACUAAAAAUAAAAAAGGGAGAAAAAAUUGCUAUUUGUGGAAGAACAGGGUCAGGUAAAACUUCGAUAUUUAAUAUACUUUUUGGAAUGUAUCCUAUUUAGAAAGGAUAAAUAUUUGUAAAUAAUAAAAGUUUGUAAGAUUUUAGCUUAAAAUAUUUAAGGUCUUAAAUUUCUAUUAUACCUUAAUUUGGAUUCCUUUAUAAAGCUUGCUUAUAAGAUAAUUUAGAUCCUACUGGAAUUUAUGAAAAGGAAUAUAUUUAGUAAAAAAUUAAUAAUACAGGCUUACAAAUAAGAAAUAAUUAACAAAAAUUUGAUAACAAUAAUAAUUAUAAUGAUUUAGAUUUCCAAAUUAAUUAAGGUGGAGAAAAUCUCUCUAAUGGGGAAAAAUAAAUCAUUAAUUUUCUCAGAAUAAUACUUAGGGAUAGCGAAAUUAUCUGUUUGGAUGAGGCCACAUCAAAUAUGGAUCCUUAUACUGAUUACCUUUUGAAUAAAUAAAUUUUCUAGUUUGCAGAGGGGAAAACUCUUAUUGUUAUUACACAUAGAUUAGAAAAUAUUGAAAAGUUUGAUAGAAUUGUUGUGCUUGAAAAGGGAAGAAUUGUAGAAUGUGAUAACCAUAAAAAACUUAGAUAAAUACAUAAUGGAUUUUUUAAUAGAUUAUAAUAAAAAAAAAUAUGA
Molecule: messenger RNA, 3285 nt
Organism: Ichthyophthirius multifiliis
Lineage: Eukaryota; Ciliophora; Oligohymenophorea; Hymenostomatida
Exons: 7
Biological process (GO): transmembrane transport
Cellular component (GO): membrane
Molecular function (GO): ATP binding; ABC-type transporter activity; ATP hydrolysis activity
Source: RefSeq, a predicted model, not a curated record